Molecule: messenger RNA, 1917 nt
Organism: Calypte anna (Anna's hummingbird)
Lineage: Eukaryota; Metazoa; Chordata; Aves; Apodiformes; Trochilidae
Gene: PCSK9
Product: proprotein convertase subtilisin/kexin type 9
Exons: 12
Coding region: 1-1917 (638 amino acids)
Biological process (GO): proteolysis
Molecular function (GO): serine-type endopeptidase activity
Source: RefSeq, a predicted model, not a curated record
AUGGCCCCGUGGGUGCUGGCGCUGGUGCUGGUCCUGGGGGCGGUCGAGGAGGGGACAGCUCUCCCCGUGGCUGUCCCGUCGGGUGCCGCCGCGUUCCAUCGCGCCGCCAAGGCGUCGUGGCGGCUGCCCGGGCGGUUCCUGGUGGUGCUGCGGGCGGGCAGCGGGGAGGCCGAGGUGCGAAGGGCUGCGGGGAGGCUGGAGGAGAGGGCGGCUCGGCGGGGACACCCGACCCAGCUCCUGCACCUCUUCCACUUCCUGCCCGCCUUCCUGAUGGAGAUGAGCAGAGACGUCCUGGGCAUGGCAUUGAAGCUGCCACGUGUGGAGUACGUCGAGGAGGAUGCCUAUGUCUUUGCCCAGAGCAUCCCCUGGAACCUGGGCAGGAUUGUGCCCCCGCAGCCCAGCUCGGGUGCUUACAGCCCUCCCAAUAAAGGUGACCUGGUGGAGAUUUACCUGCUGGACACCAGUGUGCAGAGCACCCAUCGGGAGAUCCGGGGCAGGGUGCAUGUGACCAGCUUUGAGAGUGUCCCUGAAGAGGAAAGCACCCAUGUCCACAAGCAGGCCAGCAAGUGUGACAACCACGGGACCCACACAGCCGGGGUGCUGGGUGGGCACGACGCCGGCGUGGCCAGAGGCACCAGCAUCCACAGCCUGCGUGUGCUGAACUGCCAGGGGAAGGGCACCAUCAGUGGGACCCUCAUGGGCCUGGAGUUUAUCAAGGGGGUGCUGGAGGCUCAGCCCCACACCCCACGGGUGGUUCUGCUGCCCUUGGCUGGUGCCCACAGCCGUGUGCUGAACGCUGGCUGUCACCAGGUGGCACAGAUGGGGGUGGUGAUGGUUGCUGCUGCUGGUAACUACAAGGAUGAUGCCUGCCUGUACUCACCAGCAUCCGAGCCAGAGGUCAUCACAGUGGGUGCUACCAACCGUGAGGACCAGCCAGCCUCCAUUGGCACCCUGGGCACCAACUUUGGUCGCUGUGUGGACCUCUUUGCCCCUGGGGACGACAUCAUUGGUGCCUCCAGUGACUGCAGCACGUGCUUCAUGGCACAGAGUGGGACAUCGCAGGCAGCUGCGCACGUGGCAGGCAUGGCUGCCAUGCUGCUCAGUGCCCAGCCUCAGCUGAGCUCUGCUGAGCUCCGUCAGCACCUCCUGCACUUUGCCACCAAGAACACCAUGGACAUGGCGUGGUUCCCCGAGGAGCAGCAGCUCCAGACCCCCAACAGCGUGGCCAGGCUGCCCCCCCAGCUGGGCACAGAGCAGCAGCUGUCCUGCCGCUCCGUGUGGUCAGCCCUCUCCCCCCUCUCCCGUGGCUCCAUGGCCGUGGCUCUCUGCCUGGACACUGAGGAGAUGCUGGGCUGCUCCAGCCUCUCCCGCAGCCACAGGCGGCUCGGAGAGCAGAUGGAGGAGAAGGAUGGGCAGAAGCUGUGCGUGGCCCGCAACGCUUUCCGGGGCCGGGGUGUCCGUGCCAUCGCCCGGUGCUGCGUGUGGCCCAGGGCCAAGUGUUGGAUCAGCACCAGCUCCCCAGUGUCCCAGGGCACGGUCUGCUCCCCAAGGGACCAUGUGCUGACAGGGUGCAGUUUCCACUCCCCUACCACUGUGCUGGGUGAUGGUGGCAGACCCAUCCCGGGGCCUGGGCGUGAGCCCAGCCACUGUGCUGGCAGGACAGAGGUGGUGGCACGUGCCUCGUGCUGCCCUGCGGCCAGCCUGGAGUGCUGGGUGAAGGAGCACGUGUCCCCCAGCUCUGCGGAGAAGGUGACGGUGUCGUGUGAUGAGGGGUGGACACUGACAAGCUGCAGCACCUCUUCCCAGAGCCCUGGCACCCGGGGAGCCUACGCCGUGGGUGACACCUGCGUGGCUGCCAGCCUGCAGGGCACCCGUGCCACCACCGCCAUCGCCAUCUGCUGCCGCAGCCGGCAGUAG